AUGGUCCCCUCGACAAGCCAGGAGGACGAGGGGCCGUCUCCGAACAUGAUCUUACCCGACGUGGAUGUUGCUGCGCCUGACGAUCUCCGAUCACUGUCGCGAUCACCUCACCCAUAUCGCAACGGCUCCUUCCACCACCGCACGCGAACGUCCAGUGACAGCGGUACCGAGGCCGACGAUGAAAGCACAGGCUUAUUAAAAGGGCUGCCAGCGCCGCCCCUUCGAUCACGAAGGGGUGCACGGCCAAACGGUGAUCAUGACUUGUGGCUGCCAGGAUUGCAACGCUGGCCGUCCAUGGCCCGGUCGACUUCGCGGAGCUCGCGACGGAGCUCUAUUGGUGACAACGAGGCCGAAUUAGCGGAGAUGAGGAAUAAAAUGAAGAAGAAAAAACACAUUGAGGUUAUUCGGAGGACAUUCGAGGCUGCCUUGCUACUCUCCGUGGGCGGCGUGGUUUUGGGGCAGCAGAGCGUAAGAUCGCUCGCGUGGGCUUGGAAGAAAGAACUCAUCACUUAUUCCCUUACUGUCGUCGGUGUCUACGCGAUAUACCCUCUAAACCGGCAUGGACGUCUACGACUCUCAAGGUUCUUGUCCUUCGAUAUCCCACAUAGCUUCGACCCAGCUCCGCUUUUAUACCCCAUCCUCAUUCCCGUUUACGUUUCCUUGUCGUUAUCGGACCAUAAACCGUCGUUGAUACUGCCGAACAUACUUCUAGCUCUCGCCUCAAUCCCCCCUGCAGCCAUUCCUAUGCAUGACCUAGUGCAUGGGCAAAGUGUGAUGCACUGGCUCCUCACCUUACUCCCGCUCCUUGCCUCAGAGCAACUGUCCUGGGGCAGCAUUCACCCGUCACCUCUUUCUCUCCGUGGUUUCGAUCCUGAAGCUUUGACUCUUGUUUUUCCUUUGCACCAAGCAUUGAUACCCACUCUAGAUUUCCUUUUGUCUACCAGCAUUCUUCCAGCGGAACUUCAGCUUCUGACGACUGCUCUUAUUAAUUUGUUUUUGUUCGCCACUUCCCCACAAGCGGAAAUUCUCAAAGCGCUGCUAUGGCUAGGCAGCCUGUGUAUUUUUAUCUCGUGCCGCCAAGUCCUUCACUGGGAGGUCGCUCUAGCCAGGAUACCGAGUUGGAAAUUUCGACGGUCUCCCAGCGCCUCUAAUUCGCCCAAAAAUAUUUUGAAUCUGCUGGAUCACAGGAUCUGCCAGAAGCUGAGUCGAGCUGGUUCCUCUGAAGACGCUCUGUCAGAUAGCGACUCUCCCGAUAGCCAUGUGACAUCUGCCUCGCGCCGGACACCAUACGACCAUCGGGAAAAGUCCUCACCGGAGAGUCCCACAGAAAAUGGUGCAGCGGAGGACCCAACCCAACGACAGGCAUCCCCCAGUUUCGAAGAGGCCUUACGCUCAGCAAAAGCCAGGACUACUCCAAGAGGCCGACGGAAGAGAUCAUUGGCGCCAGACCUGACGUCCUUUUUAUCAUUGACUGUUCCGCAGGUUCAGGUUCGCAAAUGGAUCUAUGGUCUUUACGUUUACCUAGCAGUUCUAGCUAUUAUCCUGGGACCCGUGCGGAAGUACGUAGGGGAAAGGGCGUUACAGGGAGAAGAGCCUUUUGGAUGGGCACUGGGUUACUUGCUUGGGAACAUUUCCUGGUUCAGGUUUUGGGUUAUCACCUCGAGCCUGGAGGACUGGAUACCCAUCCCUUCUCGGUUGGAUAGCAGCUUAUCGAGCGCGUUCAGUCAUCUUGGACGGGCAGAACAUCUCCGCCACGGCACUUUUGGAGAGGCCAAUACUCGUCUAAUGAUGACUGCUUAUUGCUUGGCUGUUCUUGUGACCGGCAUUGCAGUGGUCAUCCGGCUGGGCUCAUUUGCAGAGGUUGACACCAGACGCAAAGUAUUCCAUGGAACAAUGGUGUUGAUGUUCCUACCAACAAUAUACGUUGACCCAGGAUUCUGCGCCCUUGCUUUGGCUUUGGUGUUGGCUAUAUUCCUGCUCCUGGACCUCUUCCGGGCUUCGCAGCUUCCGCCUAUAUCACGACCCUUGACGAAUUUUCUUGAGCCAUAUGUGGAUGGCCGAGACUACCGAGGCCCGGUCAUCGUUUCACACAUAUUUCUCCUCAUAGGGAGCGCCAUUCCCCUUUGGCUAGCCCUGGCCGACGUUUCCCGAGCCGGAGAGUACCCAUGGAAGUCGUGGGAUGUUCAAGGUCGAGAUGUGAGCAUGCUCAGCGGAGUCAUCUGUGUUGGCCUAGGAGACGCAGCUGCUUCGCUCGUUGGGCGCCGCUUUGGCCGACAUAAAUGGUUCUGGGGCGGGGGCAAAUCCGUUGAGGGUAGUGUAGCCUUCGUAAUCGCGGUAACUGCGGGCUCAAUCUUUGCACAAACCUGGCUUGUGCUUGGGCAAUGGCCAGUAAGCGGACAGGAAGGACCGAAGCACUUCUCCUGGUCAUCGGCCAUGAUCAAGGCAGUUUUGGCGGCCGGCGGAGCUAGUGCGACUGAAGCAGUACUGACUGGGUGUAAUGACAAUGUGGUCGUCCCCAUCGUGCUGUGGCUGCUGGUGCGAGGACUGGGAUUUUGA
Aspergillus puulaauensis is the source of this 2556-nucleotide messenger RNA. Its product is annotated as putative phosphatidate cytidylyltransferase. The transcript is spliced from 2 exons. The coding region runs from base 1 to 2556 and encodes 851 amino acids. Gene Ontology annotation, cellular component: endoplasmic reticulum membrane. NCBI's taxonomy places the organism in Eukaryota, Fungi, Ascomycota, Eurotiomycetes, Eurotiales, Aspergillaceae. Gene Ontology annotation, molecular function: dolichol kinase activity. Gene Ontology annotation, biological process: dolichyl monophosphate biosynthetic process. The record is from RefSeq and is a predicted model, not a curated record.